This is a messenger RNA of Prorocentrum cordatum, 448 nucleotides long. The record is from the annotation of a GenBank genome assembly. NCBI's taxonomy places the organism in Eukaryota, Dinophyceae, Prorocentrales, Prorocentraceae.
AGGCCUGGGGUCUGAAGGAGGCGGCCGAGAAGGAGGAGGCCGCGGAGUUGGGAAAAGACAAGGCGCGCAAGUCGCAAGAGAAGGACGAGUUCGAGGUUGCCAGGGCCGCCGCCGCCAAGGCGGGGCCGAAGGUGAACCCGUUCGCGGCCAACGUGAAGGAGAAGGAGGAGCAGGACGCGGCCCGUGCUCCCGCCGCAGGUCAAGGGCAAGCAGGACGCCGCCCCCCCAGCGGAGAAGCGGGCGCGCUCGGAGGAGGCCCCUGCGGCCGCGCGGCAGCCGGGGGCGGGGGAGGCCGACGAGGCCCAGGCCGCGAGGCCGGCGCCCGGCGGGGUCGGCCUGUGCGGCUACGACUCGGACAGCUCUGAGGAGGAUUAGCAGCCUGCUCGAGCGGAUCUGUGUGCGACCAGGUAGAGGGAAGGUGCCCACCACAAACACCACCACCGCCGCC